Molecule: messenger RNA, 384 nt
Organism: Staurois parvus
Lineage: Eukaryota; Metazoa; Chordata; Amphibia; Anura; Ranidae
Source: the annotation of a GenBank genome assembly
UCGUGCUCACCUACUGAUCAGCCCCCAGUGCAGCCCAGCAAGUCAGAAAUUACAAAGGAAAGAAAAAGUUCUAAAGGAAGAAAAAAGAAAAAGUUGAUUGCUGCUUCAUACACUGUGGACAAGCAUGCAGUGAAUGGUGUCACUUCACCAGUAGAAAAGAGUUGCACUUUGGAUCACAGUGAAGAGGAUGUGAGUGCGGAAUCUGUUCAAAAGAAAAUUAAUCAGGAUGGUUUGGACAGUUUGAAACAAGUUGCCAAGGUAAAUGCUUUGGAGGAGUGCGUGAAAGUAACUGAAGAACAGCGAGAGGCCAUUGGUCAACUUCAACUGCAGCUCAAUGAUUGUGAUUUCUUUAGGAGGCAACUAGAGACCUCGCUAAGCGACUUG